Messenger RNA from Epithele typhae, 1005 nucleotides. RefSeq names its product dihydrodipicolinate synthetase. The transcript has 5 exons. The coding region runs from base 1 to 1005 and encodes 334 amino acids. Gene Ontology annotation, molecular function: 4-hydroxy-tetrahydrodipicolinate synthase activity. The record is from RefSeq and is a predicted model, not a curated record. NCBI's taxonomy places the organism in Eukaryota, Fungi, Basidiomycota, Agaricomycetes, Polyporales, Epitheliaceae.
AUGGUCGCCCGUCCGCUCGUGCCUGGCAUCUACGCCCCCCUUCCUACCUUCUUCAAGCCAGACACGGAGGAUGUCGACUUGCAGCUCAUGGCCGCGCAUGCCGUCCGCCUCAUUAAGGCGGGCGUGAAGCCUCUGCUUUCCGGCACCAUGGGCGAGGCACACCACCUCUCGCACGAGGAGCGUGUCGACGUCAUCAAGGCUGUCCGUGUUGCCCUCGACGACGCCGGUUUUGCCGAGGUCCCAAUUAUCGCGGGGUCUGGUGCGGGCAGCACGCGGGAAACGAUCCAGCUCUCGAAAGAGGCGGCAGACGCGGGGGCCGACUACGUGAUCGUCAUAUGCUCCGGCUACUUCGCCGGUGCGCUUGUGAGCAAUCGCAAGGCGCUCAAGGCUUUCUGGUCGGAGGUUUCGGCGAAGAGCCCUAUACCCGUCAUCAUCUACAACUACCCGGGGGCCGCUGGUGGAAUUGAUCUGGAUUCUGAUUUGAUCACGGAGCUAGCAGAGGAGUGCCCGAACCUCUGUGGUGUAAAGCUCACGUGCGGAAACGUUGGCAAGCUCACACGCAUCUGCGCAACAGUCUCCGAGCCUGCUUUCGCGUCAGCGCACCCACGCCAGAACGCGGAUGCGCCUUUCAUCGUUCUCGGCGGAUUUACCGACUUCAUCCUGACGUCUUCGAUGGUCAACGGACAUGGCGCUAUCACCGGUCUCGCCAACAUCGCGCCCGCCACGGUUGCGAAGCUGUUUGACAUUUCGGAGAAGGCGAAGUCGGACCUGUCGCUCCUUCCAGAAGCGCAGCGUUUGCAGGGUAUCGUCGCUCGCGCGGACUUUACGAUCGCGAAGACUGGCAUCGCGGGAACCAAGUACCUUCUGGAGAAACUGUACGGAUACGGCGGGAACUGCCGCAGGCCGCUACCGCCCAUCGAGCCGGCGGCCGCGACGGCGAUCUGGGAGCACCCGCACACGCAAGAGCUUGUGAAGCUUGAGCGCGAGUUCGCUGGCAAGACGUAG